AUGCUUCUACUCUCUGCAGAAGCUGCCAUUGAUGAGAAUGAGGAAGAGUCAAUUGACCACUACCUGUGUCGAUGUCCAAUUCUACAGACGAAGCGACUCAAGCACUUGGGUUCCCGCUUCUUCAACAGUCUGGACGAGGCAGCGGAGGUAGAACUAUUGGAUCUCCUCGGCUUCAUUAAGGAUAGUAAAGAUAAAGAUAUAGAUAUAGAUAAAGAUAAAGAUACAGAUACAGAUAUAGAUAAAGAUACAGAUACAGAUACAGAUACAGAUACAGAUACAGAUACAGAUACAGAUACAGAUACAGAUACAGAUACAGAUACAGACACAGAUACAGAUACAGAUACAGAUGCAGAUACAGAUGCAGAUACAGAUACAGAUACAGAUACAGAUAUAGAUGCAGAUGCAGAUACAGAUACAGAUACAGAUACAGAUACAGAUACAGAUAAAGAUAUAGAUAAAGAUACAGAUACAGAUACAGAUACAGAUACAGAUACAGAUACAGAUACAGAUACAGAUACAGAUACAGAUACAGAUACAGAUACAGAUACAGAUACAGAUACAGAUGAGAUACAAUUUUGUAUGAGAACAACUCUCGAAUUUAUGCAGCUGCGCCAUCCGUCCAACUGCAGCUCCUAUAAACUGUCGCUGCGAUGGCCUUCAUCCUAG
Molecule: messenger RNA, 666 nt
Organism: Rhagoletis zephyria (snowberry fruit fly)
Lineage: Eukaryota; Metazoa; Arthropoda; Insecta; Diptera; Tephritidae
Product: clumping factor B-like
Source: RefSeq, a predicted model, not a curated record